UUCAUUUCUCCUCACGGGUUCUCUACUCCUCUCGUGUCCGCCCGGUGUCUCCUUAGAGGCCAGCCUCUUCCCCUCCAUAUCGACCACUGCAGCUUAGGACCCAUACUCCAUGGAGAAACAGAGAAGAAGCAUGCUCGCUUUAGUGGCCGUGUCCUUGCUCGUCGCAAUGCUGCCGUCCAGCCAGGCGGCAUACGGCGGCGACGGCUUGUCAAAGGACUACUACAGCUCGUCGUGUCCCAAGCUGCUGUCCUUCGUGAGGGAGGAGGUGACGAGGAAGAAGAACGAGACGGUGGUCACCAUCCCAGCAGUGCUCCGCCUCUUCUUCCACGACUGCUUCGUCAACGGCUGUGACGCUUCAGUCCUAAUAGCCUCUCCCAACAACGAUGCCGAGAAGAACUCGGAGGACGAUGACUCCCUCGCCGGCGAUGGUUACGACACAGUCAACCGGGUCAAGGCUAGGGUCGAGAGGGAGUGCCCCGGCGUGGUCUCCUGCUCCGACAUCCUUGCCCUCGCCGCCAGAGACGUUGUCAGCCUGGCAGAUGGCCCAUACUGGACUGUGGAGCUCGGGCGCCGUGACGGCCUUGUCUCCAAGGCCAGCGACGUGGAGGGCAAGCUUCCUGGCCCUGACAUGAAAGUCAAGGAGCUCACCGCCAUCUUCAAGAACAGCGGCCUGUCCCAGUGGGACAUGGUCGUGCUCUCUGGUGCGCACACAGUCGGGUUCGCCCACUGCACCCGCUUCUACAAGCGGCUGUACAGUUUCAACAGCACCCACGAGACUGAUCCGUGGUUCAACCCGGCCUACGCGCAGCAGCUCAUGGAAGCAUGCCCGCGCAACGUCAGCGCAACCAUUGCCGUAAACAUGGACCCCGUCAGCCCGAUCAAAUUCGACAACGAGUACUACACCAACCUCGUCAACGGCUUGGGCCUCUUCACCUCUGACCAGGUGCUCUACAAGGACAAUGCAUCACAAAAGAUAGUGCAGGAAUUUUCCGCGAACCAGACAAAAUUCUUCGAGGCGUUCACGGAAUCCAUGAUCAAGCUGGGGAGAGUAGGGGUGAAGACUGGAAACAGUGGAGAUAUCAGAAGAGACUGCACUGCCUUCAACCACUAGAUGACUGCUUCAGCAACUGUAAUUCAGAUGUAUUGUUUGGAGUUUGACAUGCAUUUACCUUUCUUAGGGGGAUUUGAUAGACAUAUACUGAGUUUGAUUCUUUUGCAUACGGUUUCCAUUGCUUUA
Lolium rigidum is the source of this 1237-nucleotide messenger RNA. RefSeq names its product peroxidase 55-like. Gene Ontology annotation, biological process: hydrogen peroxide catabolic process; response to oxidative stress. The transcript has 3 exons. The coding region runs from base 110 to 1111 and encodes 333 amino acids. Lineage: Eukaryota; Viridiplantae; Streptophyta; Magnoliopsida; Poales; Poaceae. The record is from RefSeq and is a predicted model, not a curated record. Gene Ontology annotation, molecular function: heme binding; peroxidase activity.